Messenger RNA from Penicillium manginii, 549 nucleotides. Its product is annotated as MARVEL domain-containing protein. The record is from RefSeq and is a predicted model, not a curated record. Gene Ontology annotation, cellular component: membrane. The transcript has 4 exons. Lineage: Eukaryota; Fungi; Ascomycota; Eurotiomycetes; Eurotiales; Aspergillaceae. The coding region runs from base 1 to 549 and encodes 182 amino acids.
AUGAGGAAUCGCACAGACGUUGUUCGUCCGUUCUUGUUUGCAGUUCGCCUGCUCCUGUGGAUCAGCGCAGUAAUCACUUUGGGUCUUACUGCAUGGGUUGUCCCUCAUCAGAAGGGCUACCGGGUUAUUUUCACGCUUGUAAUUGCUGUGCUCGCCAUGGUUUUCUACGUUCCCUCACUCUUCACCGCAUGCAUGCAUCGCAACCGUGGCUAUAUGCUUCCAUUAGACAUAAUCUUCUAUUCCCUAUGGCUAUCAGCAUUCAUAUUUGUUGCGCAGACUGAUGACCUGUCGAAUGGAGCCGGGUGUGCAUACUAUAUUUGGGACCUAAGUAAUGCCUGCAGGAGGAGGAAUGCCAUUGAAGCGUUCACUUUCCUGGCAUUUUUUUGGACUCUCUGUGGCCUGUGCUUGGAAAUCGCCAAUAUUUAUCUCGAUGUACCUGUGGUUAAUACCCAUCCUGAGAAGCCGCCUGUCAGUUCCAACAAUGGAGCUGCUACGGCCCCAAGCGCAGGCUCUGGGCCAGCAAUGAAUGGUCAGCACAAUGAAGUUUGA